UGUAGUUCAACCAAUAGCAGGUAACAUUCAUCGCUUUACCAAAGCGGUUAGGCUAUAAAUCAAUCCGAGUUCUACAACAACGGCAUGAGUUAUUGAGUAGAUACAAAACAUGGUGAGGGUUUUGGUUACCAAAGCUGAGGCUGAUGCCUUCUUCGAAGAAAAUCAGGAGAAACUGAUCGUAGUAGACUUUUAUGCGGAAUGGUGUCCACCGUGCCAGAAAAUCUCCCCAAUAUUCGAAGAAUUGGCCAACCAAUUCCAGGACGUAUGCUUCGUCAAGGUGGAUGUUGAUGCGAACAGGCCAACAAGCAAGGAAUACAACAUCAAAUGCAUGCCUACGUUCGUCUUUAUGAAGAACAAACGAAUCGUGCAUCAAUUCAGUGGCGCGGAUGAAGUUCAACUGCGCCAAUCUGUGGCCAAAUUUCACUGAGAUAAUGGAUAAGCCGCUCUACUCAGCAAAUGUACACCUUCGGAUUUGCACUUAUAUCAGAUUAUUUUGCUACCUGGCAAAAAUAUCACGUUCCUUUGCAAUAACCUGAUUCCAUGUACCUAAUCCUUUUAGCCUGCGUAUCAAACAAUCGCUACUGUCAUGUCUCAACACCAUUUUGUACGAUCUGAUGAUAUAAUGAAAAUAUAUAAGUGCUUUUCAGAACCGGCUAUU
Dicrocoelium dendriticum is the source of this 658-nucleotide messenger RNA. NCBI's taxonomy places the organism in Eukaryota, Metazoa, Platyhelminthes, Trematoda, Plagiorchiida, Dicrocoeliidae. The record is from the annotation of a GenBank genome assembly.